Molecule: messenger RNA, 573 nt
Organism: Laccaria bicolor S238N-H82
Lineage: Eukaryota; Fungi; Basidiomycota; Agaricomycetes; Agaricales; Hydnangiaceae
Exons: 4
Coding region: 1-573 (190 amino acids)
Source: RefSeq, a predicted model, not a curated record
AUGAAUCUGGAGGAUCUGGAACACUUUGACCAAUAUGUCAUGAAACUGUUGAGCAGCACUGACAAAAGGCUGAUUGCAAAAGCAACACAAAUUCCACAAGUAAUGAAAUAUAGGCCACCUUACACAAGUGAUGGGAGAAUGCUUUUGAGGCCACAUAACAAGUACUGGCAUGACAUUGUUGUAACCUUGAAUUCUGUCAAACACACAAAUUACAAUCACGUACUUGAGUACCUUGUGGUGAAACAUUGGAUAGUCUGUUUCCAGAUGCAGUUAUUGGCUGGAUCACUGCCACCUCCCACAGAUAUUUCUGUGGAUGAUGAAUUCCUUGAUUUUUUGCCUCUGGCGAGGGAUCCUUCUUUGGACCCAGACCUGACUUCAGAUGAGACACAUGCAAGUUUUGAUGACUUGGCAGACUUGUCAAUCUGCACUGACCUCAGCCACUCAUCAGUGCUGAACAGUUUCCCUGUCAGCUUCCUCAGAGUGUCAAGGAUAUCUUCAGUCACCACCUGGAGAUUUCUUACAUCUCUAGCAUGUUCCAGGCAGUGUAUGAUAUUCUUGAGAAUAGAAUUGUAG